AUGGAGAACACCAUGAUAGACACAAACAGCACCCUUGCAGCUGAGGGCGACAACUUGGCUGUGGAGGUGGACCUGUAUGAUCUGAAUAACUAUGAUGUCCCAGACCCUGGGGUUCUCUCGGAAAAGAAUGAGCUGGAUCUCAUGGAGCCUCCACAGGUCCUGCAGCUCUUUACUAACAGCCAGCGUUGGCGGAACAUGACACUGUGUUCCCGGGCCAGACAGCUGUGGCUGCACCUACGGGCAUACCUCCACGACAUUGUAGAAAAUGAAAAAAGAUCAGAGCUUCGGGUCUCUCGCUUGACCCAUGGGCUGGAGCCACUGCGUCGCCUGGAGGUGGCAGCUGGGCUGUGCUCAGUAGCACAGGAUUUAAUGGGUAGACGCUUCGUGGUGCUAGAUGGUGCAGGUUACCUGCACCAGCAUACAAAGGAUGGCUGGAUAAUGGUGAAGUUGCAGGCUCCUGUGGCACUUAAUGGGCUGGUGACCAUGCUGGGCCCUCUGGGAGAGGUGGGUCGCUUCGUAGGUUGGGGCCCUGCUGGUGUGGCCAUACUGGGGCCAGACUUCAACCUAAUGUGGCUGAGCAAGCCACAGGUGAGCAAGAAACUGGGCCAGGAGCCCAUUUGCUGCUUACCGGUACCCAACCUGGGGCUGUUGCUUGUGGCCCAAGUCAGCGGCAGCCUGGAGCUCUGGAGGUUCCGUUCAGGUGGUCGCCGCCUGGUGUCCUGUGGUUUACCCUUGCAUCCACCACCAGGCCUGACAGGCUCCCUCCAGCGUCUGACUCUAGGUCCCACAACUAACCGUCACACACCCCAGCAUUGCUUCGCUGCCUAUGGCUCAGCCGUGCUCACUUUUGAUCUGAACUCCUGGGCUCUCGUAGAUGUAUGCCAGGAUCUGCACAAAACCAUCAUCUCUGACCUGGAGUACUGUGAGGAGGUAGAGGCCAUGGUGACAGCUUCCUGGGACAGUACAGUGAAGGUGUGGGAGGCUGACUGGCAGAUCCGGAUGGUGUUCGUGGGCCACACAGGCCCGGUGACAGCUAUGACUGUGCUCCCGAACAGCACACUGGUGGUGUCCGCCUCGCAGGAUGGGACGCUACGCACGUGGGACCUGCAGGCAGCAGCUCAGGUGGGAGAGGUAACCCUGGGCAAUUGGAGCUGGAAUUCACCCUCUAGGAGAGUGAGCCGUUUGCUGGCCCCUGCAGGCCCUGGCUGGCCGGUGCUCUCUCUGUGCUCAAAAAGCGUGGAGCUGUUUGGCCUUCGCGAUUUGUACACACCAUUGGCGCAGCUGUCUGCGCGGGUGCUCCACUUCCAGGUGGCACCAGCGCUGCCAGCACCCACUGACCCAUCUCUACCUUCGCGCCUUGUGUGCGCCUGUGCAGAUGGGUCAGUCUAUGUGGUGUCGGCUGUAACUGGAUGCACAGUGAGCUCACUGAUGCUAGAGCCAGAGGACUGUGCAACUUCGGUGGCUUAUUGUUUGUCCAGAGAAGCACUUUGGCUGCUGACACGCUCAGGGCACCUAGUACGUGUCAAUGCAGCACGCUCUCCCAUGGUCGUGCAACAUCGCCUGCCCUCACCUGCACCCCCGGCACCACAGCCCUGCUGCCUGCAUCUCUAUAGCCACCUCAUAGAUGCUCGAAGCGCAUUCACCUGUUGGGAGAUUGUGCGCCGGAAUCGAGGUGACUUGUGCCGCAGCACCAUCGCCUGGGCCUGGAAGAACAAAAAUAGGUACCUGCCGAUGAUGGGACACACAGAUGGCACUCUGUCAGUUCUGGAUUGGCGCUCAUCAGUGACAGUCUUUUGUACAGAAGCACAUAGUCCAGGUCCAGUGACUGCUAUUGCGUCUACCUGGAACAGCAUUGUGACUUCAGGUGGAGAUCUGACUGUAAAGAUGUGGCGAGUAUUCCCAUAUGCGGAGGAGAGCCUGAGCCUGCUGCACACAUUCUCUGGUUGCCACCCAGUGGUCAUGCUCUGUGCCCUGGACAAGCGUGUCACUGUAGGAUUUGAGGACCCAGAGAGUGCCACCUAUGGCCUGGUACAAUUUGGCUUAGGUGACAAGAUGCGCUAUGACCACCGGCCACAGGAUGACCCUAUGGAUCACAUCACUGGCCUGUGCUGCUGCCCCACCCUCAAGCUCUAUGCCUGUUCCAGCUUGGAUUGCACUGUUAGAAUCUGGACCUGGGAGAACCACCUGCUACGGCUCCUGCAGCUGGAUGGUCCUCCUCAGGCCCUGGCCUUCUCCAGCAACAGUGGGGACCUAGUGCUGGCGCUAGGUUCCCGCCUUUGCCUGGUGUCCCAUAAGCUCUACCUACCCACAUCCUAUCUGGUUAAGAAACUGUGUCAGAAGGCCCCUGAUGUGGUGUAUGACCCUCCGCUGCCACUGACCAGCCAGAAGCCACUGACAUCCGCCCAGUUGCAGAGGCUUUCCAGCCUGCACGGGGCAGAUAGCCUCAGUGCAGCUAUGCCCUUCAUCCAUCACCACACAGCAACACUUCAGCAGCCAGUGUUGAAGGAGGACUUGGAGGAUCUGAUGGCCCGGGAUCAAGACCUUCAGCAAUUGAGACUUGGGCUAGUGGUCCCAAAAGAAUGGCCCCCACCCUCCUGGAAGCUGCGCCAGGAAGCUUUUGACAACUACCUACAACUGAUCUAUGGCCCUGACCUGCUUGACAUAAAAUCUGGAAGAGAAUCUGGGCAGUGGGGCACCGGGGCCACCAACACAGAGGAAGAGUCCCAGGACACGUGGGACCAGACCAAAGCUGCCACCUAUAUUGGGCAGGCUUCAGUCAGCAUGGAAGCUGAACCAGUUCCCACACGCCUAGCCCCACAGACCCCAGGGGCCCCAGGCAGGCACUUUGCCUGCCCUCCCCAUGUCUCCUUGCCCAUUCCACCCACCCACCAGAAUGUGCAUAGCCGAGCGUCCCAGCUUCUAGCACAUUCUUCUUUGAGCUAUGAUCUGGGCCUCAGUCUGGAUCUGCAGCUUCAGUGGGAUGAGACUGCAGGGAAGACCAUGAACCUGAACACAUCCUCCAUCCUCAAGCAUAGGGCUCCACUGUUGCUGCAGAGACAGCCCACGGAGCCUCCCUCAAACCUCGGGGGCUUCUUUCCUGACACCAUAAAGUCCCACAUGCACUGCCCACGGCCCAUCAGCUUCCCUGGUCAUGUGCCCAACUCUGUGGUACUGCAGCGGAUGUGGUUCCACGCAGAGCCCAGUGGAAGCCAGGAUGACCUGUGGCUAAAGCACCGCAGGUUUUCCACUGCCAGGUGGCGGAGGAAGCUGAUCCACUGGCUUCCCAGGGAAGGGGAAGAGAAGGAGGAAGAGGAAGAGGAGGAGGAAGAAGAGGACUUGGAGCACUUGGAGGAGCUAGAGAUGGACUGGAUCUCUUCUCCCAUGAUUUCUGAUGAACAGCUAGAAGUAUUGGAACCAGACGCUGGAAGCUCACCAGACUUGACCACAAAACCCUCCAAAUCCCAUGAAGCCCCCAAGACCAAGACCCACAUUGGUUCCCUGCACCACCGUGGGCACCAGCUCUGGGGAGAGCGCAAUGGGCGUUUGCCCAGGCUCCUGCAUUUUUUCAUUGUUCAGAACUGGUUCAAAAAGCUGUUCCCCAUCUUCACCUUGGAGGCCUACCCAGAGAUGGGCACAGUGGAGGGCCUGGCCUUGAUGUUUGUGGACUUCCUAGAACAGGCCACCUGGCCAGAUCGAGUGCAUAUUCUAAAUGCCCUUUUGAGGCUGUUGCCUGAUAUGAGCAGCAACCUCUGCAACCAGCUGAAGGAAAAACUCUUGUACUUGCUCAACCUAGACCAGCCCCCCAGUCUCCAGGAUCAGACUCAGAAGCAGUUUGUGAUGCUGGCACUGCAGCUGCUCCUGGCCUGCACCCUGGAGUCUCGAGAUGUUGUGCUAGAGAUUAUGUCCUACUUCCUCUACUCUCCAGCCAAUUGCCAGAAGGAGCUCAAGAGUCUGCUCAAUGGGCUGGGCCUCCAUGACCCAGAGGGCUUCCUGUUCAAGGAGAUGAUGACCUGGGUUCAGGGUGCCAACCUUGGCUCCAAGGCCAUGCUUCGUAUACAGUGUCAACAGAAGCUGGAUGACAUGAUCCUCCAGGUCUGGUGGGCCAAUGGUUGGGUGGCCCACCGAAUGGGAACCUGUCAUCUCCUCCAUGGGUCUCCCAAAAGUCUUAGAGAGGAAGCUCAGUGGUGCUCACAGGAAUGCCCUGGGUUUUCUCCAACCAGAACAUCUCUUGCAGUCUCCCUGUACAGGAGAAUGCUGCAUGGGGUGGGGGGGUGUCCAGAUGAGACCCCCCCGGGACUGGGGAUGGAUAUCUUGGAGCACUCUGCCACCAGUUCUUCUCUGGAGCCUCUCAGGGAGGUCUCCUCCCAAGCCUCGCCUAUCCCUGGGGCACCCUUGUGUACCAUGAGCAUCUCUUGGACACCUCGAGUGUCAGAAGUGCCCUUUCGUGUUCCAGAGGUGACAGUGUCACCUGUGCCUUCACCGGUGGAGUUUAAGGCAUCAGUCUUGGAACUCCAGGCCCCAAGCACCCUGGUGCAUAUGCGCACCCUGCGGACCAAACGGGCACUGCCUGAAUCGCUGAUGCCCUUCUGCACUGUGCCGGAGACCUACUUGCAUGGGCACCAGGCUACUACACUGAAUAUUAGGCCACUGCCACUGGAGCAGACUGAAUGGUCACACUUGCAGAUGCUAGACUUGUGCCAUAUUGAUGCGCUCAAUUUCUUCUGUGAGAAGCAGCGGGUGCAGCAGCUCGGCUUGAUAGAGGAUGAGUGCUUGACUCUUUCACCCCUGUCCCUGUCCUGGCGCCAAAUGAGACCCAACACUGUGAUACGGCCACCCAGGGACCAUUGGCUCUGCCCCAUUCUCCGGCUGCAGGAGGCCAAGACACAGAGCUUUGGGAUGGUGCUAAGAGGCAAGCUGUCCCACCGGGCCCCUGCACGUGAAGGCUCAAUCCGGAUGUUGAAGCUGCCGCUGCCCCGGGUGGAGUUGCAGCCCUUCCCUCCAGGCUGGCCCGCACCCCAACGGGCGCUACCUCCGUUGCUCCUGCAGCCUGCACUGCAGCGCUAUUUUCUGCCCCAAGAUUCGAACCCUGGCACUUACAACUGACCUGGCAGAUGACCAAGGCCUAAUGUCCACCAUCUACUUUCCUCCUCUCACCACCUCAGCAAGUCACAAUAUGACUCUUGUCCUUCUUUGCACCUGGCAGAGGCCCUUAAUCUGGAAUAAAGUCCAGAGACUUUGGCAAGCA
Molecule: messenger RNA, 5245 nt
Organism: Nannospalax galili (Upper Galilee mountains blind mole rat)
Lineage: Eukaryota; Metazoa; Chordata; Mammalia; Rodentia; Spalacidae
Gene: Wdr97
Product: WD repeat domain 97
Exons: 24
Coding region: 1-5103 (1700 amino acids)
Molecular function (GO): protein binding
Source: RefSeq, a predicted model, not a curated record